GUUAGUCGGUGCUGCUAUUUAGGGGAAAGGUCGCAGGACUCAGGUUUUUAUAUGCUGAUCACCACACACUGAGCCAGAGCCACACGAAGAUUGAAGUUUGAUCCUGACAGUGGUGAAUUGAUUCAGCAUCAUGGCGCUUAUCAGAGGUGUAUUUGUAGUAGCUGCCAAGCGCACUCCGUUUGGUACGUAUGGUGGCGUGCUGAGGGAUCACAGCGCAACAGACUUGGCUGAGCAUGCUGCCAAAGCUGCCCUCGCUGCAGGGGGCGUGGCACCAGAACUUAUAAACAGUGUCAUCAUGGGAAAUGUUAUGCAGAGUUCAGCCGAUGCACCCUACAUUGCUCGCCAUGUGGGUCUGAGGUGCGGUGUUCCCAUCCCAGUUCCUGCUCUUACUGUGAACAGACUAUGUGGAUCUGGUUUCCAGGCCAUUAUCAACGGUGCUCAAGAGAUUUGCCUCAAGGAGUCGGAGGUGGUCCUGUGUGGAGGCUCAGAGAGCAUGAGCCAAGCCCCGUAUGCUGUUCGCAACAUAAGAUUCGGUACAAAGUUUGGAGUCGAUCUCAAGCUGGAGGACACCUUGUGGGCAGGUCUGACUGACCUGCACAUCAAAACCCCAAUGGGCAUCACAGCAGAAAACCUGGCCGAGAAAUACCAGAUCACACGAGAGGAAGUUGACAGCUACGCACACCAGACACAACAAAAGUGGAAGGCAGCUCAUGAGGCCGGUCACUUCACGGCAGAGAUUGCUCCCAUCGAUGUGAAAGCUAAGAAAGGCAAAGUGCCCAUGGCUCAGGAUGAACACCCUCGUCCACAGACCACACUGGAACAGAUGGCCAAACUGCCUCCAGUUUUUAAGAAGGGAGGGACUGUUACUGCUGCCAAUGCCUCGGGUGUAUCUGAUGGUGCUGCUGCUGUGGUGAUUGCAAGUGAAGAUGCCCUGAAAGAACACAAGCUCACUCCACUGGCCAGAAUUGUAGCCUAUCACGUGUCAGGCUGUGACCCGAGCAUUAUGGGAAUCGGUCCCGUUCCAGCAAUCACAGGAGCUCUUGAAAAAGCCGGGCUGACUCUCAACGACAUGGAUCUUGUGGAGGUGAAUGAGGCCUUUGCCCCUCAGUACCUGGCUGUUGCCAAGGCUCUUGGACUGGAUCCAGCAAAAAGCAACGUUAACGGUGGGGCUAUUGCCAUCGGACAUCCACUGGGUGCUUCUGGAGCACGUAUCACCGCCCACCUGGUUCAUGAGCUCAGGCGACGAGGAGGAAAGUACGCCGUCGGCUCUGCCUGCAUCGGUGGUGGUCAGGGCAUCGCCAUCAUCCUUGAAAAGUACUAACUGGGGAAGCUGCCAGUAACGCUACCGUGCACUCAUAUAACAUAAAACACAGGUCACACGUGCCAAAAAGAAAUUUUUUAUUGUUAAACCUUUACCGUUCACAUAAAUGGCAAAUGUUCUCUUAACAUGAGGCGCUGCUGCUUCAUUUUCACGGCACACAAAGAAAACUCAACAUCGUUCUUUUUUUUGCUGCUUACUGUUGUUACUUCUUUCAGUCUAUUUAUACAACUGUUGUACAAUAAAUGUCUGAGUCCAGUGUUGCCUUAGAAGCCCUGUGAAGAUAAAGAGUGAAUCCAUGUUUCUGUGCUUGUUGUAGGCCUACCAGAGUGCAACAGACUGUUUGUGAAUGUGCCUGAGAUACAGAGCCAGGUCCUCAGUCACAUUAACACGUGUAGCAUAUCAUUAACUCAUAAUUCAGUACAGUUUGUGUGGAGUUAUAGUAAAGUUUUAAGGGCCUCUGAAUUCCAAUGUUUGCCUUUGAAAUGUUCUCUAUCACUCCAUUAUCAGGAAUCGGUAUUUACAAUAAAGAUGUCUGACCUGUGAUGGCUCCUGCAAAACUGAUUUUGUAUUUCUUCAUCAAAGAAUCUCAAUAAAUUAAUAAGAAAAAGUGAA
Messenger RNA from Epinephelus fuscoguttatus (brown-marbled grouper), 1933 nucleotides. It is a transcript of the gene acaa2, whose product is annotated as acetyl-CoA acyltransferase 2. The transcript is spliced from 10 exons. Bases 131 to 1321 code for a protein of 396 amino acids. Gene Ontology annotation, biological process: fatty acid beta-oxidation. The record is from RefSeq and is a predicted model, not a curated record. Gene Ontology annotation, molecular function: acetyl-CoA C-acetyltransferase activity. Lineage: Eukaryota; Metazoa; Chordata; Actinopteri; Perciformes; Serranidae.